CCGCAACCAUGAAUUUCGCAGAAAUAUUAGACCUCGUAGACAUCCUAGAGCCCGUCUACAAAGCCUCCUACAACCUGAGCAUGAAGUACCCGCUCCCCGCGAUCCUCAUCCUCAUCAGCAGCAUCCUAACCAUAUUCGCGAUCGCACAGCUCAUAAACGAAGUCCUCAACGCCAUCUACAAUUUCGCCAGCAACCUUUUCCGCAAGCAGUCCAACCCCUACGAGCGGCGGUAUGUGCCAUACACGCAACCCAACGGCCGCAUGGCGAACGAGAAAAACGUACAAAGCUGGACUAUGUGGACCGUUCUUGUCGUUUUGGGAUAUAUAUUCUUGCCGACGGCGCGUUGUAUCGUUUGAGGGAGUAU
Annulohypoxylon maeteangense is the source of this 364-nucleotide messenger RNA. RefSeq lists its product as uncharacterized. NCBI's taxonomy places the organism in Eukaryota, Fungi, Ascomycota, Sordariomycetes, Xylariales, Hypoxylaceae. The record is from RefSeq and is a predicted model, not a curated record. Bases 9 to 356 code for a protein of 115 amino acids. The transcript has a single exon.